UUAUAGUCGAUUAAGAAUUUUUUUUUUGUGUGGCCUAUAAAAGUAUAUAAAUUUAAAUCAUAUAAUUGAAAUAUUAUAUUUCUAAUUUCCACAUUUAUUUACUGGAAAUAAGGGUGUUUUAUUAUUUAUUUUUUUUUUAACAAAUAGUGUUAAAUUUUUUAUUUUAUUAUCAUUUUGAAACAAUAAAAUAUAUAUUUUUCAAAAGACCAUAUUAAUUGCUGGAAAAUACAGGAUAUGAACUACUCCGAACCGUUGUGGGAAAUUAAUGGAAAUCAAGCACCGGUCAUAAGUUCGGAGAUGUCACAAUACGUAGGAAGUGAAAUAAGCAGCUAUCCAAUGUGGGACAGUUCAGUAUUAUAUCCAACACCACCACCAACCCACUCACAUGUCAAUGAACAUAGUUUAUACAGACAACCCUGUGCAUUAUUGCAUCAAAGUCGCUACACGCAAAAUAGUCGUACACAAAAUUUGUCAACAUCAUCGUCAAAAAAAGUGAGACGUAGAGUGGCUACCGUUUCUCAAAGAAGAGCAGCCAAUAUUCGAGAGAGACGCAGAAUGUUUAAUUUAAAUGAAGCUUUUGACAAACUUCGCAGAAAGGUUCCAACUUUUGCAUAUGAAAAACGCCUCUCGAGAAUUGAAACUCUUCGAUUAGCCAUCACUUAUAUUGCAUUUAUGGGAGAAUUAUUGGGAAUCGAAGCAUCUAGUCCAAAACAUGAUUAUAUUCCACGCGACUACUAUUUACCAAAUUAACAUCCGUUGAUGAUUAAAAAUAGUGACUGAAAACGUCUUCCAUUAAUUUUUAAGAAGCUUAUAUAUAAUAUAUGUACAUUAGAUAUAUAUAUAAUAAUUCUUAGAACGUAUUUUAUAAAAAAAAA
This is a messenger RNA of Leptopilina boulardi, 875 nucleotides long. RefSeq names its product protein Fer3-like. The record is from RefSeq and is a predicted model, not a curated record. Gene Ontology annotation, molecular function: RNA polymerase II transcription regulatory region sequence-specific DNA binding; DNA-binding transcription factor activity, RNA polymerase II-specific; protein dimerization activity. The coding region runs from base 235 to 750 and encodes 171 amino acids. Gene Ontology annotation, biological process: regulation of transcription by RNA polymerase II; developmental process. NCBI's taxonomy places the organism in Eukaryota, Metazoa, Arthropoda, Insecta, Hymenoptera, Figitidae. The transcript is spliced from 4 exons.